AUGUUGGAAUUGGGCACAUGUUCGGUCAGCGCUCAGUCCCUAUCUGACUGCAAUGCUCUGGCGGUCCCAUCUUUCGGUCAGGGUGUGUGUGGCAGGAAUCCGUCUCCACGACGCUAUCUGCUCCAGCCUCAGGACCCGGAGGGCUGGCUCAAGCACCGAGGAACACUGGAGGAUGGCUCCCGCACUUGCUCCCUCCUGGAGCCCCAGAGCCUGGCGGUCAGUUUCCUGUCCCAUGCAUCCAGUUUCAACACCCUCUACGUCCCCCAUGCCCAUCCGAUGGGCCUGGCUCCAUCCUCCCUGGAUCUGGGGGGGUCGUGCGAGGGGCCAUUGGGUCUGGACCCCGACAUGCACGUCAGCCCGAAUAUCAUUAAACGGCGCAGGGGGGGACUUAUCGAACAACGUGACAUCAUUAAAGCACACCAGGCACACAAGAUUCAGAGCACCCCACAGGCCCGACGCAAGGAAUGGGAAAUGGCUCGGUUCGGAGACGAUGUUCCCGGUCUUUUUGGAGCCGGGGAUGGUGGGUCGGAGCGCAGUCGGAACCUGGAGGCUCCGGCGGUAUCCACAGGUGGAAUUUCACCAGCUUUCAAACAGACCAAAGCGCAGCGAGCCCGAACCAUGGCCCUGUACAACCCAAUCCCAGUCCGACAGAACUGCUUCACCGUCAACAGAUCGCUCUUCAUUUUCGGAGAGGACAACAUCAUUAGGAAGUAUGCCAAGAAGAUAAUAGAAUGGCCUCCAUUUGAGUACAUGAUCCUAGCCACCAUUAUUGCCAACUGCAUCGUCCUGGCCCUGGAGCAACACCUGCCUGGAGAGGACAAGACGCCCAUGUCAAAGAGACUUGAAAAAACAGAGCCCUACUUUAUAGGAAUGUUUUGCCUAGAGGCUGGAAUUAAAAUCAUUGCCUUGGGAUUUGUAUUCCACAAGGGCUCGUACUUGAGGAACGGCUGGAACGUCAUGGACUUCAUUGUUGUCUUGAGCGGGAUUCUGGCUACAGCAGGAGCCCACAUGAAUAUUUCAUUAGACCUGCGCACACUGAGAGCUGUGAGAGUGCUACGGCCCCUCAAACUGGUUUCUGGAAUUCCUAGUCUACAAAUUGUUCUUAAAUCUAUAAUGAAGGCAAUGGUGCCACUGCUACAGAUUGGUCUGCUGCUGUUUUUUGCUAUUCUCAUGUUUGCUAUUAUCGGACUGGAGUUCUACAGUGGGAAACUCCACAGCCACUGUGAACUUAAACAUGACAUCAGUGACAAUGAGACAGUGGACUCAUCUAAUUCUGAAAACCAGUGUGGGUGUCCACCAAAAUAUAAAUGUUCUGGCAAUUGGACCGGUCCCAAUGAUGGCAUCACCCAGUUUGAUAACAUCCUGUUUUCUGUACUCACCGUCUUCCAGUGCAUCACCAUGGAAGGCUGGACAACAGUUCUCUAUAACACCAACGAUGCCUUAGGCCCAACUUGGAAUUGGCUGUACUUCAUCCCUCUAAUAAUAAUUGGCUCUUUCUUUGUGUUGAAUCUGGUAUUAGGAGUCCUGUCAGGGGAGUUUGCUAAAGAGAGAGAGCGAGUGGAGAACCGAAGAGCCUUCAUGAAGCUCAGGAGACAGCAGCAGAUCGAGAGGGAGCUGAAUGGGUAUCGGGCCUGGAUCGACCGUGCAGAGGAGGUUAUGCUUGCGGAGGAGAACAAAAAUUCUGGACCGUCUGCAUUAGAUGUGCUGAAAAGAGCCACCACCAUCAAAAGAAGAGGGGCAGAUGAUGUCCGGAGACCUCCAGAGGAGCACUAUGCAGACAUCUCAUCUGUAGGGAUGCCUUUGAACAGAGCCAGCAUACGCAGCACUAAAAGAGGACCAACUUCCUAUUUCCGUCGGAAGGAACGCAUGCUGCGGAUCUCCAUUCGCCGUAUGGUGAAGACUCACACUUUCUACUGGACUGUUCUGAGUCUGGUGGCCCUCAACACACUCUGUGUAGCCAUCGUACAUCACAAACAGCCUCCAUGGCUUUCUAGCUUUCUCUACUAUGCAGAGUUCCUGUUUCUGGGCUUGUUUCUCACUGAGAUGUUUCUAAAGAUGUAUGGACUGGGGCCCAGACUCUAUUUCCACUCCUCUUUCAACUGCUUUGAUUGUGGGGUGAUAGUGGGCAGCAUAUUUGAGGUUCUCUGGGGGUUCUUUAGACCAGGCACAUCAUUUGGAAUCAGUGUUCUGCGUGCCUUGCGGUUGCUGAGAAUCUUCAAGAUCACCAAGUACUGGGCGUCCCUGAGGAACCUGGUUGUAUCUCUCAUGAACUCCAUGAAGUCCAUUAUCAGUUUACUUUUCCUGCUUUUCCUCUUCAUUGUGGUCUUUGCCCUUCUGGGCAUGCAACUCUUCGGUGGAAGAUUCAUUUUUGAAGACUACACCCCCACUAAUUUUGACACUUUUCCAGCAGCUAUCAUGACAGUGUUUCAGAUUCUUACUGGUGAGGACUGGAAUGAAGUCAUGUACAAUGGAAUACGGUCUCAAGGUGGUGUCAAGUCAGGGAUGUGGUCGUCUGUCUACUUUAUUGUACUGACUCUGUUUGGAAAUUAUACACUCCUUAACGUGUUCUUGGCUAUUGCUGUUGACAACUUGGCCAAUGCCCAGGAACUCACAAAGGACGAAGAGGAGGAAGAAGAGGCGUUCAAUCAGAAACAUGCUCUGCAGAAAGCCAAGGAGGUCGGGCCCAUGUCCUCGUUUAUGUCCUCAGAGAGGAGGAGAAGGCCCUACCUGUACAGGAAGCGUGCAAUUCACCGGAGCCGCGCGGCCUACUCCUUUGAGGACUCCGAGAGCCUCGCAGAUGCUCCUCCACUCAAUGCCUCUAACUCUUUCAUGUCCAGGAGAGAAAGGAGGAGAAGGUUGACCAUGUCAGUCUGGGAGCAGAGGACCAGCCAGUUGCGCCGACACAGGCAGAUGUCCAGCCGCGAGAUACUUUUCAGCAGCCCGAGUGAGGAACAGGAUGGACCACCUGGCUGCCACCACCAGCGGAAGCCUGGAAUAUCCCCGUCUGACAGCAAGCGCGAUGUCAUCGAGACCACAACAACCACCACCAUGCCAGAGGCCACCUUAGAGCCACCCAUGCCUAUGGACAUGCACGUGGAUGAAGAAGCUUUGUCCAUAUUUAUUCCAGAACCCCCUUUGGCUAUUCCAAUACCAGACCCUCCCAUGCCUACGGACAUAUCCCUCCCUGAGCCCCCAGUAAUGCUAAAUCUACCCCUAACAGAGCCAUCUGAAUCAAAAACCUCACCAGAGGACAUAAACAACCAUUGCCCCAGACUGAAUGGGAAUAGGCGACAGCGGGUGGUGCGUAAGUACAGGCCUCCUGCAAUGGGGGACACACUGACCCCUGAUAUGGGGCCCAGGCCAAGACGGCCACGCCACCGCGAUCCUCACCUAGACAUUAGAGGAAAGGAGGCACAACAAGGAGAUGGUGGUGUUGACAGCCGAGAUCAGAGGCUCGGGAAUGAGGGAGAAGAAAAGGAAUCAAAGAAUGAUGGAGAUAUCAUUUCAGACAACAGAGCGAUUGAACAUAGGCAGAGCAAACCAGACAACUCUGAAUCAUCAGAGCCCAAACCAGCCAUCAAUUCCCCCUGCAAAAACCAGCCUCAGGACUCAGAACUUGCAAUGCUACAGCUCACUGAAAACACACUCCAGCAGUCCCCACAGGCCACUAAGAGUGCUAGCGAGACAGAAAAUAACAACCACGGAAAUAUGAACCAGGAGAAGUCCUCCCUCAAAACCAGCAUCGUCAUAGAAGUGGCAGACACUCAGCCAUCCAUGGAGUUGACCUCAAUAACGGGUAAUUGCAAAGAUUUGGAGGCCUCAAAGCUAGAGAAAGAAGAGGAAACCCCAAAUGAACCCAAAGGCCCUCCACCUGUCAGCAUGUUCAUCUUCAAACCCAACAACCCGGUCCGCAAGGCCUGUCACUACAUUGUCAAUCUUCGCUAUUUCGAGAUGUCAAUCCUUCUUGUGAUCGUCGCCAGCAGCAUUGCCUUGGCUGCCGAAGACCCAGUCAACACAAAUUCAGAAAGGAACAAAGUGCUCCGCUAUUUCGAUUAUGUAUUCACUGGUGUCUUCACAUUUGAAAUGAUAAUCAAGAUGAUUGAGCAGGGUUUGGUCUUGCAUGACGGCUCCUAUUUCCGUGACCUGUGGAACAUUCUAGACUUCAUAGUUGUGGUGGGAGCUCUGGUGGCCUUUGCUCUCACGAAUGUGAUGGGGAGUAACACAGGACGUGACAUUAAAACCAUAAAAUCACUGCGUGUGCUUAGAGUGCUGCGUCCUCUCAAGACUAUUAAAAGACUUCCCAAACUCAAGGCAGUGUUUGACUGUGUGGUCACAUCACUGAAGAAUGUCUUCAACAUCCUCAUUGUCUACGAGCUCUUUAUGUUCAUAUUUGCCGUCAUCGCUGUGCAGCUAUUUAAAGGGAAAUUUUACUAUUGUACUGACAGUUCCAAGGACACAGAGCAAGAGUGCAAAGGCUACUACAUUGACUAUGACAAAGAGAAGAAAAAAGAGAAGCGAGAGUGGAAGAGACAUGAUUUCCACUAUGAUAACGUUAUCUGGGCCCUGCUCACUCUCUUUACUGUGUCCACUGGGGAAGGCUGGCCGCAAGUUCUGCAGCACUCUGUGGACGUGACCGAGGAGGACCGUGGUCCCAUCCAGGGCAACAGGAUGGAGAUGUCCAUCUUCUACAUCAUUUAUUUCGUCGUGUUCCCCUUCUUUUUCGUCAACAUAUUUGUGGCUCUCAUCAUCAUCACCUUUCAAGAGCAGGGAGACAAAAUGAUGGAGGAGUGCAGUCUUGAGAAAAACGAGAGGGCUUGUAUCGACUUUGCCAUCAGUGCCAAGCCUCUGACCCGCUACAUGCCCCAGAACAGACAAACCUUACAGUACCGGCUGUGGCACUUUGUUGUGUCACCCUUGUUUGAGUACACCGUGCUGACGAUGAUUGCUCUCAACACCAUCGUGCUCAUGAUGAAGCACCAUGAUCCUCGUCCUGAAGGCUAUGAGGAUGUGUUGAAACACCUCAACACUGCGUUCACAGUGAUUUUCUUUGUGGAAUGUGUCCUCAAAAUCCUGGCAUUUGGUUUUGUGAAUUAUUUCAGAGACACAUGGAAUAUAUUUGACUUCAUUACGGUUCUUGGAAGUAUCACUGAAAUUGUGGUUGACCAAUUAUCUAUGGCUGGACCUUUUAAUAUGAGCUUCCUGAAGUUAUUCCGGGCAGCUCGGCUGAUUAAACUUCUGCGCCAAGGCUACACCAUCCGUAUUCUGCUCUGGACUUUCGUCCAGUCCUUCAAGGCUCUUCCAUAUGUCUGUCUGCUCAUCGCCAUGCUGUUUUUCAUCUAUGCCAUCAUUGGCAUGCAGGUUUUUGGCAACAUCAAGCUAAAUGAAAAAAGCCAAAUCAACCGACACAAUAACUUUAAGACAUUCUUUGGUGCCCUCAUGCUAUUGUUCAGGAGUGCAACAGGUGAGUCAUGGCAGGACAUCAUGUUGUCGUGUUUAGGAGAAAAAUACUGUGAAAUCGACAUGUCUCUCCACAACUCGACUAGAAAGGAUAUAAGAAAAGAAUGUGGUACCGACUUUGCAUACAUCUACUUUGUCUCCUUCAUCUUCUUCAGUUCUUUUCUGAUGCUCAAUCUGUUUGUAGCUGUGAUCAUGGAUAAUUUUGAGUACCUGACACGUGACUCAUCCAUUCUGGGUCCACAUCACUUGGAUGAGUUUGUACGGAUCUGGGGAGAGUAUGACCGUGCUGCAUGCGGAAAACUACACUAUAAGAAGAUGUACAAAGUAGUACGUACAAUAUCACCUCCUCUGGGCUUUGGAAAGAAUUGCCCCUACAGGGUGGCAUGCAAGCGGUUGGUGUUGAUGAACAUGCCAGUGGAUGACAACAUGUCUGUUCACUUCACCUCCACCCUUAUGGCCCUGAUACGCACUGCACUGGACAUUAAAAUUGCUCGAGGGGGUGAGGACAGAGGUCAGAUGGACAUAGAGUUGCAGAAGGAAAUCAGUGUCAUCUGGCCACACCUCUCCCAUAAAUCUCUUGACCUGCUUGUACCCAUCCACAAAGCUAGUGACAUGACUAUUGGGAAGAUCUAUGCAGCCAUGAUGAUCAUGGACUACUACAAGCAGAACAAAGCAAAGAAGCUCCGCCAGCAGCUUGAGGAACAGAAACAUGCACCGAUGUUCCAACGCAUGGAUGCAUCCUCACUGCCACAGGACAUUCUCUGCAGUGCCAAGGCUCUGCCAUUCCUGACACACAGUGCAGGAUCUGCCCUCACCAGAGGUGGAUUUGUGGCACUGAGUUCCAUCUCUCCCCAAGAUCUUUACAUGCAGCAUAUGACCCAAGACACCAUGGAAGAGAGGGAGGAAUACCAACACCAGUAUCACCUCCAAAGCAUCGUGCCAGAACACAAAGAAUUUAGCAGUGUGCUGUGCAACACUAGCAUGCAGGCCGAUCCUCUGCAGGUGCCGGGAAGAGGCGUCUCUAUCCGAGCCUCUUCCAUGCCUCGGUUGGCAGUAGAGCCACAGGUGUCUUUAGAGAACAAACUGAUGAAGCGCUCAUUCUCCACGAUUGGUGAUCAGUGUGUCAAUGGUAACUGGCAGGAGGAGUUCUCUCUGGAGAGGGUGAGCCCCGACCGACUGGAGAGACCGAGGCAAAGAAGCUUCAGAGCUAUUAGGUCAAACCUGCGGGAGCCAGUGGACAAGGAGAGGGGACGAUCUAAAGAGCGAAAACACCUGCUGUCUCCAGACAUGUCUCGCUGUAACUCGGAGGAAAGGAGCCAGUCACAGGAGAGAUGUCAUUCUCGAUCGCCCAGUGAGGGCAGAAAGCACACGACACUGAGACAGGGAAAUAAUUCAGGCAGCUCUGGCCCCUCCACCUCUGAUUCAGGCACACCUCGAGGGCGCCGUCAGCUCCCACAAACGCCCUCGCGCCCUCGACCCCACAUAUCCUAUUCUCCUUUAGUGUGCCGCGCAAAUCCAGCAACGGGGGAGGGCCGUGCACGGGUUCCAACCACAGAGGAGGGGGAGGAGCCUAUUGGAACUGGGCCAGAAACAGCCAUCGCCCACUCCACCCCACACCACUACAUCUCGGAGCCAUACCUGUUACUGCAGGAAGACGUUAACAGCCCAAACUCCAGUGGAAUAAAGGAGACUCUUACUUUUGAGGCUGCAAUGGCAACCAGCCUGGGCCACUCCAACACGAUCAGCUCCGCCCCUCAACUACGUCACACUUGGCAGGUGCCGAACGGACAUUUCCGUAAACGACUAGCACAAGCAACAGCAGGAACGUCAGGCUGCGACCUUCUAAGUGACACUGAUGAAGAUGACCGUUGUUAAGGGUAUUGGAAUCUAAGACUGGAAGAUUCCAUGAAAUAGUACAAGCCAGUACAGUGGCAUUCUGGAUUAAUGACUGUGAACGUGAGCUUUGUGCCUCUAUCUAUCAGAAUUUGCCCGUUUGUGUUUUUUUUUUUUUUUUGUCUGUGAAUGUGGAGUCUGAGCAGAGAUGUAGAAGUAUUUCUGAAGAACAGAGAAAGAGCUGACUUUGCCAAACAUGCUGAAAUGAACACCAGUCGUAGCUGGCAUGAGCACGUUGAGGUUGAAGAUCAGGUAUGUGCCCUUACAUUUUCUUUGGAUCCACCCCACAGAUGAGAAGACACAAGCUAAUAUAGAUGAAUCCAAAGCAGAUAGCAAGCUCAUCAGCAGCAUCUGGGUCAUUCCCAAACACACUCAGGUUUCCAAACCUGCCUCAAGAUAUUGAGACAUUCUGUAUACUGCAGAUAUGUGUGUUCAAACACAGUGUUUACAUAGUUAUUUCCCUCUGUGCUGAUAAGGCAGCAUAAAAACAGCAGCAUACGCUCAGAUCAGUGUGUGUGGAUGCCACCUCUUUGGCAGGCAGAUGUUUUGAUUUUCAGAGGCUGAUGGGAAGAUUCAUAAAGGGAGGGCUGGGAAGCUCUUUGGCAUCCUGAUCAUUCUGCUACCGGUUUUGUUGGUUCUUUCACAUUUAGGAGGUGUAUACACACACACAUAUACUCCAAUAUACACUCUCAGAAUGCAAGUAGGAAAGUUCAGUCUGUCAUUGACGAGAGGUAAAUACCCCUUUAACUACAUAUCUUAAUAAUGACUGAAAUUCCGUGCAGUUAACGGGGACUUCAAGGGAAAUAAGGCCUGAUGAAUUGUCUAUUCUGAAUAGUGCAUGAAGUUUAAUGCAAAUGGAACCAGGUGAUGUCCUGGCCUUUAACAAUAGAGUCUAUAUGGAGGACUCAUGUACCAUAUCUAAACAUCUCAAAUCCAGUAUAUGAAGUCUUCAAGCCAUGUUUGUGUGUAAAUAAGUUCAAUUGUCUUAAAGAUGUUAUCUUUUGUGAAAUGGUGACUAAUCCCUGUCAUUUUGCCUUGUAAUGGAAACUAUUUUAAAAAUGGAUAUGUUUCACAUACUUCAUGUUGUUUGAUUAGACCAGCUCAUUCUUAUCCAGCAGAUAUUUUCUUGGCCCGUAGAAAAUCUAAAGCACUUGGGAAUAUUUCUUCUCUCUUUUAGUGAAUCUCAAAAAGCCUGUCAUAAACAUUUCUGGGCUAAAUCAAGAGAAAAGUAAGAAAUUAUAUUUUGCAUAAAGUAAAUUGGGCCUAAAAAAUGGGCUUCUUUAUGCAAAACAUUAUUUCUUAUUUUUUUUCUUAGUGAAAUAUGACCUGAACAUGUUUUUGUGAGUUUCACACCUGUAGCUCCAUUACUAGAAUGGGAAAGCAAUUUCAAUUAAAGUUUUGUUGUUUCAUUUGUGAUGUUUACUGUGAAUAUUCAUUCAUACUGUAGUUUGGCGUAGAAACUGAAUGAGCCCUGUAGUCUAAAUCGAUGAGAAGCAUCACCUCCAUCAAGUGCUUGACCUAAAAACAAAUGCUGCACUUGACUGAGGUUCGGUGAUUGUCACAAAACCAGUCAAAAAAUGUCCUGGUCUUAUUUUACUCCAAAAUAAACAGAAACAAGUUCUACAUUUUAUUUUGCACAUAGAAAAUGAAGCCUAUUUUAGGGCCUUUAAGAUUUUUUACAUUGUGACAAAUAUUUUCUGACAGUUACGCACAUUUUACCACCCAGUUCUCAUUACCACAAUGUAAAAAAAGAUGGUCAUAAUGAUAUUCUCAUUACUGCAAUGCGAAAAAAUAUAUUUUUUAAAUGGUAAAGUAUGUCAUAGUAGUACUCGCUUUGUACUUGACAUUUUUGCUGAUUUAAAUAAAAAAAGAAAUACUGUAAAAAUGAGAAUUAUCUUUGAAAAUGAUGGGAAUAGUAAAAGACGUCAGGAUGCAUUACUGUAAAGAGAAUUGUAGGGUGCAGAAUGUGCUUAAGUGUUUUGAAUAAUGUCACAAUGCCAACAAAAAUCUUAAUAGUCCUAAAUGUACACUUAAUUUUCAAUAUGCAAAAUAUAAUUUGAUUUAUAUAUAUAUAUAUAUAUAUAUAUAUAUAUAUAUAUAUAUAUUUGGGGUUAUAUAAGAUAUUUAUAUCACCUGGUUUUCUAUGAAUGCAUUUGCAGAAAUUCAAAAUGUACAUUUAGCCUGAAUGUGGAUGGCCUGGUUUUUAAAGGUAGCUGUGGGAAACUGGCAUAAUGUACUGCAUAAUAUUAGUCUAUAGAGUAUUAUAACGGAAGUAUGGAUUGUGGUUCAUAUAAAUGCCAAUUUUAUUGCUCAUCUCAAGACCAUCCUUCUCUCUGGAUUUCCCACAAAACAAAACAACAACAAAGAAACGACAUUGCAUUUUUUAUUAAAACACAUUUGAAGUCUUACUCUUUGGUUAGAUUCUGUAUAUCCAGCAUCUUAAAAAAGCAUUUUAAGAUUAGUUACUCCCUCAAGAGAAUUUCUGUAUCAUGUAUUGUGUUGUAAUUUGUUUUCUUGACAUGUUCCUGAAUGUGAAUAGAGAGUAUUUGGUACUUGUUUUUGAUGACCUGCUGGAGGUCGUUGCUUUGUGAAUUAUAUGAAAUAAAAAAAGAUUCCCGUUGAACCCGAAGCUCUGCUUCCUUAAUCUUGUGAUUCGUGUCAAACAUGCUUUGUCUGAUUGGAAAAAAAACUUUAUACAAUACAUUAGAUACUGUACAUGUAUGAAAUGUUCAAACACAGAUGACACAAACAAUUCAAUAAUGCAAAAUAAAAUGCAAAACAUACUGUUUUCUGUCAGCCCUUAGGGUGUUGAAAACACUUGUACAUGCCUUCAAAUAUUCCCUCUUUAUUUUAUAUAGUUAUGUUGGCAGUAUCACAGUUAUUUGUAAUCUCAAUUUCUGUAUAGCACUUUAACGUGUGUUGUUGGUGAUGAUAUACUGCUGUUGUCUAUAUUUGACCUGUCCCAAUUUCCUGGAAGCCUAACCAUCUGUUUUUCUAUAAAUAAAAAAAGCAAU
Messenger RNA from Myxocyprinus asiaticus (Chinese sucker), 10364 nucleotides. Its product is annotated as probable voltage-dependent R-type calcium channel subunit alpha-1E. Gene Ontology annotation, cellular component: voltage-gated calcium channel complex; neuronal cell body; membrane. The record is from RefSeq and is a predicted model, not a curated record. The coding region runs from base 1 to 7332 and encodes 2443 amino acids. Lineage: Eukaryota; Metazoa; Chordata; Actinopteri; Cypriniformes; Catostomidae. Gene Ontology annotation, molecular function: high voltage-gated calcium channel activity. The transcript is spliced from 48 exons. Gene Ontology annotation, biological process: chemical synaptic transmission; calcium ion import across plasma membrane.